AUGUUUAUUGCAGUACAUAAUGAUGAAUUAACAGCAAGUAAUGAAGAAGAAGGAUUUGGUCGUCCAAUGCCACGUGAUGAAGGAAAUGGAUUAGUACCAACUGAUCAAGAACAACAAUAUAGUCGUCCAGUAGCAAGGUAUUUAAGAAAUGAUGAAUUAAUGGCACGUAAUCAACGUCGUGAUGGUUUAAUUGCAGAUACUCAAGAACGAAAUAAUAAUGGAGCAGCAAGUGAUGCACAACAAAAUGAGCAAAAUAAAGAUUAUGAAGAAGGUCGUAUUGAAUUUUGUCAGGAUAUUUUAUUAAAAAUAUGGCUUUAUUAUGUAAAUGCAUAUUGUCGAAAGUACUGUUUGGACAAACCAAAUCAUGAUCAAUACUGUCCAACAACUACAAUGAAUAAUCCACAAGGUGAUCAUUAA
Messenger RNA from Rotaria sp. Silwood2, 417 nucleotides. The record is from the annotation of a GenBank genome assembly. Lineage: Eukaryota; Metazoa; Rotifera; Eurotatoria; Philodinida; Philodinidae.